Messenger RNA from Pseudomassariella vexata, 972 nucleotides. RefSeq lists its product as uncharacterized. Lineage: Eukaryota; Fungi; Ascomycota; Sordariomycetes; Amphisphaeriales; Pseudomassariaceae. The record is from RefSeq and is a predicted model, not a curated record. Bases 110 to 670 code for a protein of 186 amino acids. The transcript is spliced from 3 exons.
AUAACACACUACACACUACACUUUGAAGCAUACUUCGAAGAUAGCGAACGAAGUUCCAACACGACGACACCACUACAAUCAUUAUUUCCGCAUUUCUACUACCAUCAAAAUGCAGUUCUUCGCAAGCCUUGCUGCCCUCGCUGCCACCGCAGCCACUUUGGUCUCGGCCAACAGUGUAACCUUCGUCAACCAGGAUGAAACCGUUAGACGCAUUAUCUUCACCCCGAACGAUGGCUUCGCGUCGAUGGAUACGAUCGAGGUGGAAGCUUCAGGCACAUCCAAGGUCGAAUUCUCUCAAGGGUGGAUUGGCAACUGGUAUGCCGUCUCGGAGGGAUAUGAAGAUGUCCCCGGCAUGCUUGGAGAGGUUGCCUUCAACGGAUGGAACGAUUUGACUUACUACGACGUGUCGGCCAUUGUCAACGCCACCGACACCAACGGCGUUAAGGAGAUGUUCCCCCUCAGCCAGAUGAACUUGACAACCAAGACAUCUUUCUCAGGAUGCAAGACUUUCCCCUGCAACACCGUUUACAUCCAGUGGGACGAUGUUCAGACCGUGACAACCAGUGAGACGGAUCUGGUCUGCACGCUCGGCACCAGCCCCGAGACGGUGGAGAAGCGCGCAGAACACAACCUUGUUGCCCGCCACUACGUCCUCGGAAAACUGUCUUGAACAUACAGCUAAUCCCCCUCUUGCUUUGAGAGUACAGCGCUGGGCGCUCACAAUGACGACUUAACGCUAUACUACGGAUACGGUUUUGAAGAUACCCGCCUCCCUUUCUCUUCUCGGCAGCGUCCCCCCCCUUUCCUUGUCCGGUCGAUCGGUCGAUCGGGGCUCUUGGGAGCUUUGGACACCGGACACCGCUAUUGCAGACGGAAAUCCUGCAACACAUCGCGCGAUCUCGACGAUCAGCUGACAAAAAAUGUCUAGGUGCGACAUAAAAGAUCACUGGGCUCUUACUUCUGGGAUAAAUU